GCAUCCCGCACUCGUCUGCAUACCUGCCCUCACCCUCACACCAGGAACACACACAACAUCCAUAACCGAAGAAUGCCUCCAAAAGGAGGAAACGCGAAGAAGGAGUCCGGCCGGGCGAAAAAGGCCGAGAACGAGGCCAAGAAGGCGUCCGCGGCGGACGCUGAGAAGGAGCGCAAGGAGGCAGAGAAGUGGGCUGCUGGUGGAAAGGGGCCCAAGCCGAAGGAGGACAAGGAGGAGAAGCGCCGCGCUGAACUCGCCCGCAAGGCUGAGAACGCGCGUAUCCUCGCCGAGGAGGAGGCCAGUGCACCCGCCAAGGUGAAGACACCACCAAAGGCAGGCGCUAAGAAGGCUGCGCCGAAGGUCGUCAAGCCCGCCGGUCCUGGCGCGAUCGCUGCAGGGGGCGGCCUCGGGGCGUCGGGCGCGAGCACGCCGGCGGAGGUGGACGAUGGGAAGCCUGCGGAGGUCGAGGUGUACUCUGCGACCGGCAUCGACAACGCGAUAGACUUGCUUGGGGUCGUCACGGCGAAGAUGGAUAAGGCGAGCGUCGGGUCGCAGGCGGCGAACAUCGAGAGGCAUCCAGAGAGGAGAUUCAAGGCCGCAUUCGAGGCCUACAAGGAACGUGAAAUGCCGAAGGCCCGACAGGAUCACCCUGGAUUGCGCAUGCAGCAGUACCAAGAUCUGCUAUACAAGCAAUUCCAGAAGUCACCAGAGAACCCCUUCAAUCAAGUCACGGUGUCAUACGACGCCUCGAAGGACGCGAGGGUGGAGGCACUCAACCAGAAGAACGCCGAGAUCGCCCAGAGGUUGCGGGAGAAGUCGUCGUAGUGUGUCUGCCGAAUGCUGUGGCACAGGCAUGUGUAGGAUAAUGGCACCAGAUGCUCCCUCUCAACAGAGCGCUGAUGUAUCUGCGGUAAUGUAAUUGUGUAUUCCUUCGUGUACUGUAUAAGCGGUGCUCGUGUCGGACGCCAGGCCAUUCCAAGUCAUUCAGCA
This is a messenger RNA of Trametes versicolor FP-101664 SS1, 990 nucleotides long. RefSeq names its product DUF1014-domain-containing protein. The transcript has 7 exons. Bases 73 to 825 code for a protein of 250 amino acids. Gene Ontology annotation, cellular component: nucleus. Gene Ontology annotation, biological process: transcription by RNA polymerase II. NCBI's taxonomy places the organism in Eukaryota, Fungi, Basidiomycota, Agaricomycetes, Polyporales, Polyporaceae. The record is from RefSeq and is a predicted model, not a curated record. Gene Ontology annotation, molecular function: transcription coactivator activity.